This is a messenger RNA of Mesorhabditis spiculigera, 363 nucleotides long. NCBI's taxonomy places the organism in Eukaryota, Metazoa, Nematoda, Chromadorea, Rhabditida, Rhabditidae. The record is from the annotation of a GenBank genome assembly.
AUGAAGAUUAAUCUGGUUCUUCAGCCCCGAAGGCAUCGAAGGGGACAGGAAAAGCGCUCCAACAGCUCGCUUUCAAGGAAAUCCCGACUGGAGCAGGCGGAUGAGCAUAAGGAGAACGAGUGGAUAGUCUCCAUUCUCCCCUGCAUCGAGGCCGAACAAGCGAAGCGUCCCCGAACAAUCGAUCUCGACCAGCGCGGAUCUCCCCUCAACGCGCCAAUGGUCGCCAACAAAUUGACAUCCACAGCGUCAGGGCCGACGAUAUUUAUGGCUGGCGAUCGGUGGCUCGGGUCGCAUAUCAUUGGGGAUUUCUUGUGGAUACCCCGUUUCUCUGGUAUCACCAAGUUCUUGUUGGUAUUGGUCAUG